UCCAAGUGGAGCGCAAGUGGCCGCCAUUUUUGUGAGUGUGGUCGCGUGUUUCUCUGUGUUUCUGUGAUACGCAAAAAGAAGUCGCCGGUGAAGUGCCACACACCCGAGAGACACUUCGUUUUUUAAGGGGUCGUCGUAGUCAAGGCGCUACAGGAUGAGUGACAUCGACGUCUCAAAGUUAAAAGUGGUCGAGUUGAAAGCCGAACUGCAGUCGCGAGGGUUAGAUACCAAAGGAAACAAAGCGGCGCUUGUAAAACGCCUGAAAGCUGUGUUAAAUACAGGAGGUGGAUCGGACUCAGGAGGAGAAGACGCCGGAGAUAGUGGAUGUGGAGGAGGAGACGAAGCAGAUCAGUCACAGGAUGAAUCCCUCAACUCCACAGCUGUGGGUGAAGACAGCAUCCUGCAGGACAGUGCUGGAGCAACACAGGAGUCCUCCUAUGCGCCAGAAGACCCAACAGAGGACUCUCAGACUGGAUCCGUUGCAGCAGAAUCUGCGGACGAUUCCAAAGCAGAAGAAAGCACGGAAGUCUCCAAGGAAGAGGCCGAUACUGCGGAGACAGAGCCGACUGCCGGUGAUGAUGAUGUAAAAGUCAAGGACGAGCCUGCAGAACAGGACAAGGCACAGGAGCCAAUGGACCAGACUGAAGCCGGAGAUGCUGCAGGGAAGAAGCCCGAGGUGAAUGCCGAAGUCAACGGCCAAGAGGCGACUCCUGCCGUCAAGAGAGAACCGGAAGAGGAUUCUGGUCGGCCCGCGAAGCGCAGGAGGUCCCGGAGUCCCGAUGGUGAUCGUAACAGACGGCGUUCUAGGUCCAGGUCACCACACCACAAGCAUCACAGCCGCAGGAGUCACAGCCCAAAGAGGUCGCGGUCACCUCCAAAAAUUGAAGAGUUCCCUGAGGACACGUUCGAUGCCACUGUCAUGUGUCUCGACACAUACAAUUCCGACUUGAACCUGCUCAUCGAAAAGACCCGCUUCUCUGCGGAGCCCAUGAGCCAGCACGGCUUUGGCCUCAUGUGGGCUGGAGUCAGGGGUUCCUACGGCUUCCUCAAGGGAAAGGUCUGCUUUGAAGUCAAGAUCACCAAAUUCCUCGACGUAUCCCACCUGCCAUCGGAUGAGCCCAACCCCAAUGUGGCACGUGUUGGGUGGUCCACAAAUGACACCAGCAUGCAACUUGGCGAGGAACCCUUCUCGUACGGUUACGGUGGAACCGGCAAGAUUUCAGAGAACUGCAAGUUCAAGGACUACGGAAAGCCAUUUGAAAAGGGAGACGUCAUUACCUGCUUUGCUGACUUGAGCGUGGACCCAGUGGUGCUGUCAUUUGCCAAAAACGGUGAACACUUGGGCACUGCGUUUGAAGUAUCCAAGGAAGCAUUGGCUGGGCGCCCGCUCUUUCCACAUGUGCUCUCCAAAAACUGUGCUUUUGAAAUCAACUUUGGGCAGCAGGAGAAGCCAUUUUUCCCACUGCCGUCUGAUUUUGAAGACUACCAGUUCGCUAGCUGUGUCCCCGUUGAUGAGCGAAUCCGAGGUCCCGAGCCUCCCAAGAAGAAGUCCGAGUGCGAGAUGAUCAUGAUGUGCGGGUUGCCGGGAUGCGGAAAGACCACCUGGGCCAACGAGUACAGUCAGAAGAACGCGGACAAGAAGUACAACGUCUUGGGUACCAACAACAUCAUCGAUAAGAUGAAGGUCAUGGGCCUUCCCCGCAAGCGCAAUUAUGCGGGCCGCUGGGACGUCCUCAUCGACAAGUCCACAAAGUGCCUGAACAAGUUGCUCGAGAUGGCCUCCCAGGCACCACGCCACUACAUUCUCGACCAGACGAAUGUGUACCCCUCGGCUCAGCGGCGCAAAAUGCGCCCCUUUGAAGGUUUCAAGCGCAAAGCAGUGGUGAUUGUGCCCACUGACGAGGAGUAUCUCAAGAGAUGCGCUAAACGAGAGAAAGAAGAAGGCAAGGAUGUACCCGACAUUGCCGUGCUGGAGAUGAAAGCCAACUUUACGCUGCCGGAGAAGGGCAACUUGUUUGACGAGGUAGAGUACACCGAGCUGAAGCCGGAAGAGGCCAAGGACCUCGUCAAGAAGUACAACGACGAGGGCCGCGCAGCGUGCGGCCCACCUCAGAGCCGUUCCCGGUUCUCGAACUUUGACCGCAACGAUGAUCGGGACCGGGAUCGUGGAUUUGGAGGCAGAGGAUUCCGUGGAGGACCCUUUCAUCGAGGUGGCGGUGGCUUCGAUAGACGGAGGCCAUUUGACCGCAGAGGAGGCCCGCCUGGUUUUAGGGGAGGACCUCCAAGAAGCUUUGGUGGACCACCUCCACCCAGGGGUGGCGGUCCUCCUGGGGGCUUCAGGGGCGGAUUUGGGGGCAGAGGGGGACCUCCUAUGCGCGGAGGACCUCCCCGUCCCGACCGUAGAGGCUGGGGCCGAGGGGGUGGUGGCAACUUUGGUGGACGAGCUCCACCCCCACCCCCGAUGCAAAACCGUGGCCCACCCCCUUCUCAGAUGCAGCCGCAACAGGGAUACGGAGGGUAUGGCGGUUACAACCAGCAGUACUCCGGGGGUUACGGACAACAGAACUACGGACAGCCCCAACAGCAGGGCAACUAUGCACCCUAUUCGCAGCAGUCGCAGCCACCUGCCCAGGGCUACGGGCAACAGCAGCAAGGGUAUGCUGCUCAACAGCAGCAGUACCAGCAGUACCAACAACAGUGGAGUCAGUACUACCAGAACCAGCAGCAAUGGAAUCAGUACUACCAGCAGCAGCAGCAGACUCAGCAAUACCCGGGCAGCUACACCGCGCAGUCGUCCGCGCCUGUUCCAGCUAUGCAGCCCGGCAUGCGGAAGUAGUUUGGUGUCUUGAGGCGGAAGGGGGGAGGGGGCCAUCACAAAUCUGUUUUACUCCAUCAGAAACAUCCUGUCACGUUAAUCGAGGAACACGCGCUGCAGAUUUUGGCAAUUGUCCUUUUAUGUACUUACGAUGUGGGGAGGCGCAGACUGUUGUCCUUUGUUUAGUGUCGACGGUGCAGAAAUUGGAAUGUCGUGUUUCCCCGAAGAAAGGGAUGGGCCUGUAUGUUUUGUCUGACGGUUGACAAUUUGCAAGGUCUGCUUUUUGGUUGUUUUAUUGGGUACUGGGGUGUGGUUGUGUGCAUUAUGUCUGAGUACUUCGAAUGACGUGUCACUGCGGGGGACAUCGCAUCCAUCACAUCUGAGCUGUUACGUUUAAAAAUGUAACUGCUAAGCUUAGUCUCUGUCGUUGUAACAUUAUGAGCACUGCGAGUGUGUCUGGACGACGCUGCGCUGCAAAAUUUUGACUACUUUUGCUGCCAGUGAGGACCAAAUAUUCUUCCGUGCUCUUCUUGCCCGCCUCGUUGUCGCGAGCGUCUCGACUUUGUUCCUACAUUAUCACUGCAUUUGAGUAGUUUGUGUGUGACUUCAUGCACUUUGUUUUUUACACCUUUCUCGCAAAAAAUGACCUGUGUAGAGUUUCGUCCAUGAGCUUUGACCCCGUGCUCUGAUGUCUGCACUAAUUAGAACAAGACUUUGAGUAAACAUUGAGAAAAGGAUGUGCAUUAUUUUGUACAUUGUAGCACACAUUCAUGUAGAUCAUUCCUUCAGAUGAAUUUGUAUAUCGCAUCUAUAAUAAAUAAGUCUGGAAUAUCA
Molecule: messenger RNA, 3649 nt
Organism: Ornithodoros turicata
Lineage: Eukaryota; Metazoa; Arthropoda; Arachnida; Ixodida; Argasidae
Product: heterogeneous nuclear ribonucleoprotein U-like protein 1
Exons: 22
Coding region: 155-2836 (893 amino acids)
Molecular function (GO): protein binding
Source: RefSeq, a predicted model, not a curated record